CUUUGAAUGAUGCCCCCCCCCCACCUCUGGUUCAUUUAGCUGGUCCAUCCUCCAUGUGGUAGCUAUUCCCAGAGGUGAGGCUGGAUAGGUAGACGACUUGAUAGCGACAGAGAGGAGCACCUCGCACGACCAGCCAAGAACCGGAAUAUCUCGAUUUUCUAAGGAAAAAAAGGCCAUUUGCACGGAACAUUUCCGAGAGCGACUUCGGCAAUUGAAUCGUCGCCAGAAUCCAUAAUUUUACGAUUUCGCCAUUCGGUCGGGUUCAAUCCGUGGGACCACGGCGACGGGACCGACCUCCGAGGCUUAUCCACCGGCGUCUCGUUCCGAAGUCGCGUUCCGUGGCAAUCGAUCCCGCCAUCAUUCGAGAGGAAGAACUCAUUCAUACAAGGCCACGACAUUUUCCGCCCUCGCCUCGAGCCCGCCUUUCACAAUGUUCGCCCUCCGACGCACAAUGGCUAGCCUAGCCCCCCAGGCGUCGACCCUGAAGCAGGCCGGCAAGGUCGUGUGCAUUGGCCGCAACUUCGCGGAGCACAUUGCUGAGCUGAACAACACCAAGCCCAAGCAGCCCUUUUUCUUCCUCAAGCCCCCGUCGUCCAUUGUCCUUCCUGGCGAGGGCUCUGUGCUGCGACCCAAGGGCAUUGACAUGCACUAUGAGGUCGAGCUUGCCCUCGUCAUCGGCAAGGCGGUCCGAGAUCUCCAGGCUGACGAUACCAAGGGAGCUCUGGAGGCUAUCCAGGCGUACGCCGUGGCCAUCGACAUGACGGCCCGCAACGCCCAGAAUGAGGCCAAGAAGAAGGGUCUGCCCUGGGACAUCGCCAAGGGUUUCGACACCUUCCUGCCCAUGAGCAAGGUCAUCACCAAGGAUUCCAUCAAGAACCCCCAGGACGUUGAGCUGUGGCUCAAGGUCAACGGCGAGAUCAAGCAGCAGGGCUCUACCAACCUGAUGAUCUACCAGAUCCCCCGCAUCCUGAGCGACAUUUCCAAGGUCAUGACCCUGCAGCCCGGCGACAUUGUGCUCACCGGAACCCCUGCCGGUGUUGGUCCCGCGGUCCCCGGCGAUGUCAUCAGCGCCGGCGUGAGGGUAGACGGCAAGGAGCUUGAGGCUGGCAGCAUUGAGAUUCCCGUCGAGGAGUCGCCCAGCUCGUACGUCUUUGCCGAGACUUGAGAGGGAUAUUUGGGAUUUUAAACACGACGAGCCAUGCCACGAGCUGGGAUAGGAAAAGGGAAGUGGGAUGUACACUAGCCACCAAACUUGGAUAGAUUCCGACAAGAGAUGUAUACCAUCUCUGAACAUACAAC
Molecule: messenger RNA, 1299 nt
Organism: Ilyonectria robusta
Lineage: Eukaryota; Fungi; Ascomycota; Sordariomycetes; Hypocreales; Nectriaceae
Exons: 3
Coding region: 431-1165 (244 amino acids)
Cellular component (GO): mitochondrion
Molecular function (GO): acetylpyruvate hydrolase activity
Source: RefSeq, a predicted model, not a curated record